Leucoraja erinaceus (little skate) is the source of this 4765-nucleotide messenger RNA. RefSeq names its product interleukin 7 receptor (gene il7r). The record is from RefSeq and is a predicted model, not a curated record. The coding region runs from base 3329 to 4723 and encodes 464 amino acids. Gene Ontology annotation, biological process: cytokine-mediated signaling pathway. Gene Ontology annotation, molecular function: cytokine receptor activity; protein binding. Lineage: Eukaryota; Metazoa; Chordata; Chondrichthyes; Rajiformes; Rajidae. The transcript is spliced from 8 exons. Gene Ontology annotation, cellular component: membrane; external side of plasma membrane.
AACCCAAGUCCGUUGUGCAUCUAAUCCAAAGACACUAUCAUAGAAACAUAGAAAAUAGGUGCAGUAGGAGGCCAUUCGGCCCUUUGAGCCAGCACCACCAUUCAUUGCGAUCACAGCUGAUCGUCCCCAAUCAAUAAUCCGUGCCUGCCUUCUCCCCAUAUCCCUUGAUUCCACUAGCCCCUAGAGCUCUAUCUAACUCUCUCUUUAAUCCAUCCAGUGACUUGGCCUCCACUGCCCUCUGUGGCAGGGAAUUCCAUCACAACUCUCUGGGUGAAAAUGUUUUUUCUCAGUCUUGAAUGGCCUCCCCUUUAUUCUUAGACUGUGGCCCCUGGUUCUGGACUCGCCCAACAUUGGGAACAUUUUUCCCGCAUCUAGCUUGUCCAGUCCUUUUAUAAUUUUAUGUUUCUAUAAGACCCCCCUCAUUCUUCUAAAUCCCAGUGAAUCCAGGCCCAGUCAUUUCAAUCUUUCCUCAUAUGACAGUCCCGCCAUCCCAGGGAUCAAUCUCGUGAACCUACGCUGCACUGCCUCAAUCACAACGAUGUCCUUUCUCAAAUUAGGAGACCAAAACUGUACGCAAUACUCCAGAUGUGGUCUCACCAGAGCCCUAUACAACUGCAGAACCUCUCUGCUCCUAUACUGAAAUCCUCUUGUUAUGAAGGCCAACAUUCCAUUAGCUUUCUUCACUGCCUGCUGUACCUGCAUGCCAACUUUCAGUGACCGGUGUACAAGGACACCCAGGUCUCACUGUACCUCCCCCUUACCUAACCUAUCCCAUUGAGAUAAUAAUCUUCCCCCUUAAUUUUGCCGCCAAAGUGGAUAACCUCACAUUUAUCUAUAUUAUACUGCAUCUGCCACGCAUCUGCCCACUCACUGAACCUGUCCAGGUCAUCCUGCAACCUCCUAACAUCCUCUUCACAGUUCACACUGCCACCCAGCUUUGUGUCAUCUAUAAACCUGCUGGUGUUGCUCCUAAUUCCCUCUUCCAAAUCAUUAAUAUAUAUGGUAAAUAGUUGCGGCCCCAACACUGAGCCUUGCGGCACUCCACUCGCCACUGCCUGCCAUUCUGAAAAUAACCCGUUCACUCCUACUCUUUGCUUCCGGUCUGCCAACCAAUUUUCUAUCCAUGUCAACACCCUACCCCCAAUACCAUGCGCUCUAAUUUUAGUCACCAGUCUCCCGUGCGGGACCUUAUCAAAGGCUUUCUAGAAGUCUAGAUACACUACAUCCAUUGGCUCCCCUUCAUCCAUUUUACUUGUCACAUCCUCAAUAAAUUCCAGAAGAUUAGUCAAGCAUGAUUUUCCUUUCAUAAUUCCAUGCUGACUUUGACUGCUAUCCGAAUGCCCCAUUAUUAUCUCUUUAAUAAUUGACUCCAGCAUCUUUCCCAUCACCAAAGUCAGGCUAACUGAUCUAUAAUUCCCCGUUUUCUCUCUCGCUCCUUUCUUGAAAAGUGGGCUAACAUUAGCUAUCCUCCAAUCUAUAGGAACUGAUCCUGAAUCUAUUGAACAUUGGAAAAUUAUCAUCAAUGCGUCCACUAUUUCUAGAGCCACCUCCCUGAGGACCUUGGGAUGCAGACCAUCAGGCCCAGGGAAUUUAUCAUCCUUCAGUCCUAUUGGCCUACCCAAUACUAUUUCUCGCCUAAUGAAAAUUUCUUACAGUUCCUCUACCCCCUUAGAUCCUCAGUCCUCCAGUACUUCUGGGAGAAUCCUUAGCGAAGACAGAUCCAAAGUACCUGUUCAACUCUUCUGCCAUUUCCUUAUUCCCCAUAAUAAUUUCACCCGUGUCUGCCUUCAAGAAACCCACAUUUGACUUUGCUAAUCUUUUUCCCUUAACAUAUCUAAAGAAUCUUUUACUGUCCUUCUUUAUAUUCCUGGCCAGCUUCCCCUCGUACUUCAUCUUUUCAGCCUGUAUUGCCCGUUUUGUUUCCUUCUGUUGUCCUAUGAAAGUUUCCCAAUCCUCUGGCUUCCGGCUACGCUUUGCUGUGUUAUACAUCUUUUCUUUUAGUUUUAUUCUAUCCCUAACUUCUCUUGUCAGCCACGGUUGCCUCCUACUCCCCUUUGAAUCUUUCUUUUGGAAUGAAAUGAUCCUGCGUCUUCCGGAUUAUGCCCAGAAAUUCCUGCCAUUGCUGUUCCACCGUCAUUUCUGCUAGUAUCGCUUUCCAGUCUACCUUGGCCAGCUCCCCUGUCAUGCCUUCAUAGUCCCCUUUGUUCAACUGCAUCAGUGCCACUCCCGAUUUAACCUUCUCCUUCUCAUAUUGCAGAUUAAAACUAAUCAUAUUAUGAUCACUACCUACAAGCUGUUCCUUUACCUCGAGUUCUCUUAUCAUAUCUGGUUCAUUGAACAACACUAAAUCCAGAAUUGCCUUUUCUCUGGUCGGCUCCAUUACAGUUUUUAAAAAUAUUUUUAUUAGAAGUGAUGUACAAUAAUAUAAGAUAAAUAACAUAUUACAUUUCAUGUACAACUUCUUAUUUUAAAUUUAAUAGUAGAAAAAAAAGAGUAAGAAAAGCAAGAAAUAUAGAGAGAGAAUAUUAUAUAGCUCAAAAAAGGAAAGAAGAAGGUGAUGUGAAAUAAGCAAAAAAAAAAGUAUAGAGGAGAGAAAAAGAGAAAAGGGGAAAAAAGAGAGAAAUUGAAAGGGAUAUGCUUCCUUCGUAUCUUUACCCACACCUCACCCGGUUCUGAAACAGUUAAUUUCUAAGGUUAUGUUGCACCAUAUGCUUGUAAAAAGUCGAGAAAUGGAGACCAAAUCUUUAAGAAUUGGUCUGAUUUGCCUGAUAGGACGAAUCUCAUAUCUUCAAGGUGCAACAUUUCCGACAUGUUUGAAAUCCACAUUUUGAGCGUUGGUGUGGGUGCAUUUUUCCAGAAUUUAAGGAUGUUUUUUUGUGUUAUUAAGCCAUAAUUAAGGAGAUAUUUUUGGAGCGAUGUCAGCUUACAUCCGUCUUCCAUUGAUCCGAAGAUAAUCAGUUCUGUAUUGGGGUUCAAUUUUAUUUUAAAUAAUUUUGUGAAAAUUCCAAAAAUGUCAUUCCAAAAUUUAGGAAGUUUUAUGCAAGAGACAAAAGAGUGUACUAUAGUAGCAUUUUGAGAUAAGCAUUUAUCACAGAUUGGAGAGACAUUUGGAAAAAAAACUCUCCCAGUUUGGUUUUCGAGUGAUAUAAUCUAUGUAAAUUUUUUAAUUUAAUUAAGUUAUGUCUUACAUUAAUCGAGCAUUUAUGUACAUAUAGCAAGUGUUUUUCCCAUUUGUCUUUCGGAAUUUCUAUAGAUAAUUAUUUUUCCCAGUCCCUUCUAAUUGUUUCUGUCGAUGGUAUUUCUGUAUUUAAAAUGAUGUUAUACAAAUAUGAUAUUAAAUUACUUGAUUCCGCAUUUCUGUUUAUUUCUUCAUCUAAUAGAUCUGAGAUUAAGGUUUGAUAUUCUUGUGUGUGUUUUUUCAGGUAAUCUCGGAUUUGAAGAUGAUGAUGACCUCGACCUCCCUUCCAUCCGCUGCUUCGUCACGUUUACCGACAAUGUCAAAACCGACCAGCUGACCUGUGACCUCCCCUUGUCCCCCAACCCCGGGGACACCCUGGCCCUGACCGCCAGUGAGGGGGAGGUGAGCGAGCGUUGCCUGAUCCAGGCUCCGGCGAUGAGCUGCAGUGUUCCCAUUUCCGCUUUCAUCUUGCUGGACCCCUUAUGUAUAUGGCUGGAGAGGGUGCCUGGCUCCCAGGGAACCUACAGCACCCAGGGGACCUCCAGCACCCACGGGACCUCCAGCACCCACGGGACCUCCAGCACCCACCGCCCCCCCGACAUCCAGGGGCCGUGCCUCAUCUAUAGAAAGGUCCUACACAUGGUGAGGCCGGCUGCCCCGUAUAACGUGUCGGUGCGUGUGGUGCCCGAGGCGGGCGAGGUACAGGUGAGCUGGGAGGUGCCGUCCGUCCGCUUUACCCAACUGGCCAUCAACCUGCUGCACCAGGUGUCGUACGGAGCAGAAACGUCCCCCCCACAGACGAUGGAGGUGACAUUGCGCUCGGUGAGCCUGGUGAUGCGCUGGCUGGUGGCCGGUUCCCGCUACACGGUGAUGGUGCGCUCCCGGCCCGGCCCCAGCUACACCUACUUCCGUGGUGACUGGAGCGAGUGGAGUCCGGCAGUCUCUUUCACCAUUCCCCACACUCCCCCAGUACUAAGUACAGGCGUGACGGUGAUAGUUUGCGUCUUGUUGCUACUCUUCCUGCUGGGACUGACUGCACUCUGCUGGGAGAACAGGAUCAAGCCACACGUUUGGCCCAGGAUCCCUGACCCCAAGAGUGCUCUGUUGCAGCUGUACGGCAGCCACAGCAAGGCGGUGGAGGUGAGCUUUGACCCAGACAACUUUACGGAUGUGACGGAGAGCAGGGUGGACAUGCUGACGGUGAGGGGUGUUUGUACCCAACCCCCUCACCCACCCCCCUCACCCACGGGGGACUGUGAAUCGGACGCCGAGAGCCGGCUGCUGCCGGGGGAGGAGGAGGCCGCAGGGGACGGGGAGUGGGCUGUGGGGGAUGGGGUCUGCGGCCGAGCUGGGCAGCAGGCUGAGGGUCCCGGCGAGGGGGAGUGUGCUGCGGACCCCGUCCCGGCUAUCUGCCCCUCGGUCCCACCCCUGCCCCCAGACGGGGAAGUUGGAACCCAGGUUGAGGCUCUGGCCUCUCCCUCCACCUACGUCCCCACCCCCGACGAAUCCUACAUCACAAUGUGCAACCUUUACAAGACGCAGUGAGGCAGGCGGGCGGGCCCUGCACAGUCUGCUCCCACCCCCCCC